Scutellospora calospora is the source of this 126-nucleotide messenger RNA. Lineage: Eukaryota; Fungi; Glomeromycota; Glomeromycetes; Diversisporales; Gigasporaceae. The record is from the annotation of a GenBank genome assembly.
GUACCUUCUGGUCAUGUUUGGUUACAAGGUGAUAAUUUGAGUAAUUCUACUGACUCUAGAAAUUAUGGACCCGUACCUUAUGCUCUAAUUAAAGGAAGAGUAUUUGCAAGAACCCCUGUUGGAUGA